Cordyceps fumosorosea ARSEF 2679 is the source of this 1371-nucleotide messenger RNA. RefSeq names its product aureobasidin resistance protein Aur1. Gene Ontology annotation, cellular component: inositol phosphoceramide synthase complex. The record is from RefSeq and is a predicted model, not a curated record. The transcript has 2 exons. Bases 1 to 1371 code for a protein of 456 amino acids. Gene Ontology annotation, molecular function: inositol phosphoceramide synthase activity. Gene Ontology annotation, biological process: sphingolipid biosynthetic process; inositol phosphoceramide metabolic process. Lineage: Eukaryota; Fungi; Ascomycota; Sordariomycetes; Hypocreales; Cordycipitaceae.
AUGACCGACCGCGCCGGGCCUCUCCCGGCCAAACCCAAGUUGCCGAAUCUGCUCACCGAAAACCUCAACUUGGCAUUCCUCAACCGCCUACCCCAGCGCUACCAAAAUCGCCGCCGCCCUCGAACAAAGUCCAACGCCAGAGACCAAGGUGUCGAGGAUAUCACAAGCCUGUACACUUCGUUCAGUGUAUGGGAUGGCAUUCGCGACCUGCAAAAACAUGACUUCAAAAAGUCAGACUUGCAAUAUGUCUUUCUACUCUUUCUCACCCUCUUCUCCCUCUACAUUGCGCCUUCGGCACCUGCGCUCAAAUUCUUUGCCCUCGCCGGCUCCGCCUGGCUCCUUCUCAUGCCCGCAACGCGUCAAAUUCUUCUCCCUUCCUCUAUGAUUUGGAUCUGGCUUCUCUACUUUUUCUGUAGUCGAUUCAUCGACUACAAGUACCGUCCCCAUAUCUGGGUUCGAGUUCUGCCAGCCCUCGAAAACGUCUUGUACGGUGCCAACUUGUCCAACAUCUUGUCCGCCCAUAAGCACCCCGUUCUCGACAUCCUUGCCUGGUUGCCGUAUGGCAUCAUACAUUUUGGCGCGCCGGCUAUAUGCUCUCUGAUACUGUUCAUCUUUGCAGCGCCAGGAACUGUUAACGUGUUCGCGCGCACCUUUGGCUGGAUGAGCAUUCUUGGAGUCACGAUUCAGCUCAUGUUCCCCUGCACGCCGCCCUGGUAUGAGAACGAAAAUGGCCUGUCGCCUGCUGCGUAUGGCAUGCAUGGCUCGCCCGCCGGCCUCGCGCGUGUUGACGCUAUCUUCGGUAUCGAUCUGUACACGACUAACUUCACCAACGCCCCUCUCCCGUUUGGAGCGUUUCCUUCGCUGCACGCCGCCAAUGCUGUCCUCGAAGCUCUCUUCAUGAGCCAUGCCUUCCCGCAGUUCCGCAAUUUUUUCAUUGUGUACGCUGGUUGGGUUUGGUGGGCUACCAUGUACCUGAGUCACCACUACGCCGUUGAUCUUGUUGGAGGUGGCCUCAUCGCCGCCGCAUUUUUCUACACUGCCCGUGCUCGAUGGCUUCCACAAAGACAAGCUGACAAGCUGACGCGCUGGGAGUAUGAAUACGUCGAGAUCGGGAACCGUCAUACGAUCACGGAUGAAGAAUACGGCCAAUACUUCGGCCUCAAUAUCAUUGACAACCGGCGAUCGAGCCAAAGCGACGACUGGACCCUAGGCAGCAGCUCGAGCUGCAGCUCUAGUAGCGGAACCUUGAGCCCUGUCACCUCCGAGGAGACGAUACCCGGGUUAUUGGACUUGGAUGACGAGCACGAAUUCCAAUGGGAUCGCAGCGGUCAACGCAGAGACGUUGAACUCAGCGAGGUUGUUGUCCGAUGA